This is a messenger RNA of Pelecanus crispus (Dalmatian pelican), 315 nucleotides long. RefSeq names its product gallinacin-11. Gene Ontology annotation, biological process: innate immune response in mucosa; defense response to Gram-positive bacterium; defense response to Gram-negative bacterium. Lineage: Eukaryota; Metazoa; Chordata; Aves; Pelecaniformes; Pelecanidae. Gene Ontology annotation, molecular function: CCR6 chemokine receptor binding. The record is from RefSeq and is a predicted model, not a curated record. Gene Ontology annotation, cellular component: extracellular region.
AUGAAGCUCUUCUCGUAUCUCAUGGCUCUUCUCCUCUUCCUCCUUCAGGUUGUUCCAGGUCUCAGCAUGCCCAAAGACACCUUACGUUGCGUUGGAUACCAUGGUUUCUGCUUCCAUUCAAAAUCCUGCCCAGAGCCGUUCGCCGCGUUUGGAACUUGCUCUCGGCGUCAGAAAACCUGCUGCAUAGACACGACAUCAAACUUCCAUACUUGUCAAGAUGAGGGGGGUCAUUGUGUACCUACAGAAAUCAAAUGUCUGCAAGAACAAGUGGGACUUUGCCCUCAUAGAGAAUGGAAGUGCUGCACAGAAGUGUAA